CGCCCGUGCUCUAUUUCGAGAAAAAAACAACAACACAUCUUUCAUCAGAGAGAGAAAGGACUCCACAGGCUUCUAGUCUUCUACAUCAAUUGCGCAACAGACUACAGAAACGAAAUACUUUUGUGUCAAAGACUCAAAAGUAGUACAAAUAACAAACAAAAUCGACAUAUGUCAAUUAGUUUUCUUUUUUCGCAUAGACAUCUCAAAGAUACAAUAUGCCUAUCACACGUGUACACGCCCGUUCCAUUUUCGACUCUCGUGGUAACCCCACUGUUGAGGUCGACCUUACCACUGAACAUGGUAUGUUCAGAGCCGCUGUGCCCUCUGGUGCCUCCACUGGUAUCCACGAGGCCCUAGAGAUGCGUGACGGAGGUUCCGACUACAUGGGAGCUGGUGUCAGCAAGGCUGUAGCGAAUGUAAACAACGUUCUAGCCCCUGCUCUAGUGGGAAAGGACAUUGACAUUGCUGAUCAGAAGGCUGUUGAUGAUCUAUUAUGCGGACUGGACGGUACCGCCAACAAGGGUAAGCUUGGAGCUAACGCCAUCCUUGGUGUGUCCAUGGCUGCCUGCAAGGCCGGAGCCGCCAAGAAGGGCGUGCCUCUAUACCGUCACAUUGCUGACCUUUCCGGUCGCGAGAUCAGUCUACCUGUACCUUGUUUCAACGUUAUCAACGGAGGUUCGCACGCCGGUAACAAGCUGGCCAUGCAGGAGUUCAUGAUCUGCCCCGUUGGUGCCACCACCUUCACUGAGGCCAUGAAGAUGGGUUCAGAGACAUAUCACAACUUGAAGAAGUUGAUCAAGAAGAGAUACGGACAGGACGCCGCCGCCAUCGGAGACGAGGGAGGUUUCGCCCCUAACAUUCAGGACAACGAGGAGGGUCUUGAUAUGUUGGUAAAGGCAAUUGAUGUUGCAGGAUACACCGGCAAGAUCAAGAUUGCUAUGGAUAUCGCUGCCGCUGAGUUUUACAAGGAUGGCAAGUACGAUCUUGACUUCAAGAACCCCGAGUCAGAUCCCUCUACCUGGGUUGACGGUAAGGGUCUAGCUGCCACUCUUGCUGAAUUCUGCGACAAGUACCCUGUUGUGUCCAUUGAGGAUCCAUUUGACCAGGAUGAUUGGGAGUCGUACAGUCAUUUCACCAGCCUAGGUAAAUGUCAGGUUGUCGGAGAUGAUCUUCUAGUAACCAACCCCGCACGUAUCAAGAUUGGUAUCGAAAAGAAGGCCGUAAACUCGCUUCUAUUGAAGGUUAACCAGAUUGGUUCGAUCUCUGAGGCCAUCCAGGCUUGCAAUGAUGCCAAGGCCGCCGGAUGGACCACCAUGGUCUCACACAGAUCAGGUGAGACCGAGGAUACCUUUAUUGCCGAUCUUGUUGUAGGUCUAGGUACUGGACAGAUCAAGACUGGUGCCCCAUGCCGAUCUGAGCGUCUGGCCAAGUACAAUCAGCUUCUUCGUAUUGAGGAGGAGCUUGGUGCCAGUGCAAAGUACGCUGGUGCCUCCGCCUUCAACUAAAUAGUUGAUUGACAAAGUAGAAUAUACCAUGGAAUCAAAAUUAAGAGAUUCAAUUAUAUAAAAGAAGAAAAUAUAGGAUUCUUGGUUUUUAUAUACUAUAGAUGUAAUCGACUUGUUUGUACGAGCAAUUUCAAAUAUGCAUUUACUAAUACAUUGUUAUCUUCAGCUAUUUAAAAAUAAGAGGUUCUUUCAAUCAUGCAAAAGAAGAAAAUAUAGGUUUCUUGGUUUAUAUAUAAUAUAUUAGGUGCAUUCGGCUUGCCGUACGCGAGUAAUUGCGAAUAUAUUCUUCGUACGCUACGUUACCCUCAAGGUAAAUGCGGAAGGUUAAAUGUGGGUAUUCACUGCUGCUGACGAAUUGAAUAUUGAGCUGUUCAAAAUUAGUUUCUCAGUACUAGAUAUAUUUUUAGAACUUAUAAACUGCACAUACUACGACUGUUUGAAUUUGUGUUUUCCAUAGUACUAGGUACAUUUUAAUAUGUUUGUAACAUAACAUGACCUUAUUUCUGGUUUCUAACACGACAUCGAAACACCGUGAAUGAACUAUGUACUGAUAUCUAACAAAGCGAAUGACAUAGUUGUACCGAAGACAGUACUUGUGCGGACAAACCGUUCCGUGAAAAGCAUUCGUUGUUCAUGCCAUCCAACAAACUGUGAAUAGCCAUCGAAAUGGAAGCAGUCUUCCAAAUAUGAGUAUCUUUUCAUACAUAAGUGAACGGAACAGGAGUCGUAUUUACAUUAUAAUAGACUCACUCCUAUAAAUAAACACGAACGUGACUAAAGGCG
Molecule: messenger RNA, 2288 nt
Organism: Sphaeroforma arctica JP610
Lineage: Eukaryota; Ichthyosporea; Ichthyophonida
Product: enolase
Exons: 1
Coding region: 216-1505 (429 amino acids)
Biological process (GO): glycolytic process
Cellular component (GO): phosphopyruvate hydratase complex
Molecular function (GO): magnesium ion binding; phosphopyruvate hydratase activity
Source: RefSeq, a predicted model, not a curated record